CAAUCAAACACUCCCGCCUGCGACAGGACCGCCAAUGUUCAUCUCGUGAUUUUGCAUGUACCUCCGUAGCUUAUCUAAUCGGCCUCGUUACUUACAUCAGGCGCCUCUCCUUGCCUCCAACACGGUCACCCUCUCUUCUCCGUCGCACCUCUCCCUCUUCCAAGGGUACCUCACCAGAUCAUCAUUAACUCUAGGCUCCCCUGCCAUCAGCCCACUUAUCAACUUAUGUCUACAUUCAUGUGAUAAGAAAAGACAAACCCAAAGGAAAUUAGGAGGAAGAAGAAUAAGAACUUGAAAGCUUCCCCAGUGACGUAGAAGUACCUAUAGUGCCUCGCUCGCUACGGCGUCGAAACCCAUCCCCAAGAGACACACGCCCGCGAAGAUGGCCCGAUUCCAGACCCUACCCAUCCUCCUCGCCCUCGCCUCCGCCCUGCGCUCCGCCCUCGCCCACCCUGCCAAGACGCAGGGCGGCCCGGAUGACAGCGACAACGACGACACGCCCCUGCCGGUCGUGAUCUGGCACGGCCUCGGCGACACCUUCUCGGCCGAGGGCCUGCAGUCGGUCGGCGCGCUGGUCGAGAAGACGAACCCGGGCACGUUCGUGUACUACGUGCGGCUGGACGAGAACCCGUCGAACGACCGGACGGCGACCUUCUACGGCGACGUGAACGCGCAGGUGGCCAAGGUGUGCGCGGACCUCGCCGGGCACCCGAUCCUGUCGACCGCGCCGGCCGUCGACGCGCUCGGCUUCAGCCAGGGCGGGCAGUUCCUGCGCGCGUACGUGGAGCGCUGCAGCGCGCCGCCCGUGCGCAACCUCGUCACCUUCGGCAGCCAGCACAACGGCAUCGUCGACUACCGCGCCUGCUCCCCCGCCGACUGGCUCUGCAAGGGCGCCAUGGCCAUGCUCCACACCAACACCUUCAGCGACCUCGUCCAGUCCCGCCUCGUCCCCGCCCAGUACUUCCGCGACCCCCGCGACCUCGACCGCUACCUCGACCGCUCCAACUUCCUCGCCGACAUCAACAACGAGCGCCCCGACAAGAACAGCACCUACGCCGAGAACAUCUCCCGCCUCUCCAACCUCGUCAUGUACCUCUUCGGCGACGACACCACCGUCAUCCCCAAGGAGACCGGCUGGUUCGAGGAGGUCAACGGCACCGAGGUCACCCCGCUCCGCGCCCGCCGCAUGUACCUCGAGGACUGGCUCGGCCUCCGCGCCCUCGACCGCAAGGGCGGCCUCACGUUCCGGACCGUCCCCGGAAAUCACAUGCAGAUCGCCGACGAGGAACUGGAGAGGGUAUUCAGCGAAUUCUUCGGGCCCGCAAAUAAGAGGUUUGCGUCCGGCGAUGGGUACGUGGCUUCGGAUGAGUUGUAGGAUUGGCCGUCGACGCCGGUGUAUAAAUAAAAGAGAAGCGGGCGUUCGAGCUAAGGCAUAAUGAGGGUUUCAACGUUAUAGUAAUUUUUCAACUGAAUA
Durotheca rogersii is the source of this 1474-nucleotide messenger RNA. RefSeq names its product alpha/beta-hydrolase. Lineage: Eukaryota; Fungi; Ascomycota; Sordariomycetes; Xylariales; Xylariaceae. The record is from RefSeq and is a predicted model, not a curated record. Gene Ontology annotation, molecular function: palmitoyl hydrolase activity; thiolester hydrolase activity. Gene Ontology annotation, cellular component: lysosome. Bases 383 to 1375 code for a protein of 330 amino acids. The transcript has a single exon.